AGCCUAGUUGUUGCACCAGGGAAAGCUUUCGUUAGCACUGCAAGGUUUGUGGCCACCCAAAGUCCAGGUGCUUCGCAGAGAUCCUUCCAUCCUGCUGGACCACAGCCGAGAGAUGCCAGAGGGACACGCAGCAGGGCCUCAGGCAGGAAGGCCCCUUCAGGCCGUCCUUGCUGGGAGUCCUGGGGAAUUCUGGGAAAGGGCAGCGCAGACAGUGCUGGCGGAGGAUGCCAUCGGCUCCAAUGAGCAACACCAGUGCUUCCGGCAGUUCCGCUACCAGGAGGCCAAGGGGCCCCGGGAAGUGUGCAGCCAGCUCUACAGUCUUUGCCACCGGUGGCUGAAGCCGGAGCAACACUCCAAGAGCCAGAUGCUGGACCUGGUGAUCCUGGAGCAGUUUCUGGCCAUCCUGCCCCCGGAGAUGGAGAGCUGGGUCAGAGAAUGUGGAGCAGAGACCAGUGCCCAGGCGGUGGCCCUGGCCGAAGGCUUCCUCUUGAGCCAGGCAGAGGACAAGACCCAAGAAGAGCAGAGGAGUUUUGAUGAGCUGAGGGUGUGUGAUGUGAUGCUGUCACUGAAUCUGGACACUAAUUUCUCCGAAGCAGAGGCGGCUUCAUCAGAUUCCAGGCAGAAUUCACUUUUCCAGAGGAUCAGGGAGGAAUGUGGAAGAAAUGCCAGCUUCUUGGGCAGCAGAAAGUCUCCGGAGAGCCCGGCUUGGUUGCCUCUUCUGGGUGGUGCGGUGGAGCCGGCUUCUGUGCAGCCAGAUCAGAGCCCAGUGACCUUCGAGGAGGUGGCAGUGUGCUUCACGGAGGAGGAGUGGGCACUGCUGGAUCCGGGCCAGAGAGCCUUGCAGUGGGAAGUCAUGGUGGAGAAUUACGGGAUUCUGACCUCCCUGGCAGGGGAUGGAUGGAACUACAAGAAUGAGGAAGAACCAUGCAGAGAAUCUUUGGAAAGAGCCAAAUGGACAGAGGUGGGACAGCAAGGAAGGGAAACCAAGCUGAAAAAGAAGGAGGAGCAAAGCAGUGACUUUCACAAUGCAGCAGUCCAAGGAAAGGUGGACAAUGAAAAGAGAAGGAGCAUCUGCAACGUCUGUGGGAAAAGUUUUAGCCGUAAAUCUCACCUUAACGAACAUAAAAGAAUCCACACAGGGGAGAAGCCGUACAGCUGCUCCGAAUGCGGAAAGAGCUUCAGGCGGAGCACAGACCUCACCUCACAUCAGAGAACCCACACGGAAGAGCAGCCGUUUAAAUGCUCUGAAUGUGGAAAGAGUUUCAGGGGCAGUUCCGACCUGAGGUCCCAUAAGCGCAUCCACACUGGGGAGAAGCCGUACGCCUGUUCCUUGUGCGGGAAGAGCUUCAGCCACAGCAUCAGCCUCAGUUCCCACCAAAGAAUCCACACGGGGGAGCAGCCCUUUAAAUGCACCGUGUGUGGGAAGAGCUUCACGCGGAACACAGGCCUGACGUUGCAUCAGCGCAUCCACACGGGAGAGAAGCCCUACACGUGCGCCUUGUGCGGGAAGAGCUUCAGCCACAGCAAAAGCCAUGCCAUCCACCUCAAAGUGCACGCUGGGGAGAAGCCAUACACUUGCCCGGAGUGUGGGAAAAGCUUCAUAGGGAGUUCAUACCUUAAGUCACACCAGAGAAUACACACAGGGGAGAAACCAUACAUGUGUGCCGUGUGUGGGAAGCGAUUCAGCAAAUCGCACCUUAAUGAACAUAAACGGAUUCACACAGGGGAGAAACCAUACCAGUGCUCAGAGUGUGGGAAGCGCUUCCGUCGGAGGGAACACCUGACAUCACAUCAGAGAACGCAUACGGAGAAACCAUAUAAGUGCUUGCAGUGUGGGAAAAAUUUCAGACACAGCAAAAGUCUUACCUCGCAUCAGAGCAUACACAGCAGGGAAUUCUCAGGGUGUGGGAAAAGUCUGGCCUUACAUCAUGGAACCCACUCAGAGGAGAAGCCAUUUAGCUGUUCCGACUGUGGAAAGAGCUUCAGCCAGAAGACACAUCUCAGGUCACAUCAGAGAAUCCACACGGGUGAGAAGCCAUAUAUGUGUCCAUUGUGUGGAAAGAGCUUCACCCACAGCAAAAGCCUCAGCUCCCAUAGAAUCACUCAUACAAAGGAAAAGCCAUUUAAGUGUUCCAAGUGCAACAAGAGCUUCAGCUGGAGCACAAGCCUUACCAUACAUCAAAGAAUACACACAGGGGAGAAGCCAUUCACCUGCUCCCUCUGUGGGAAGACCUUCAGUCACAGAAGAAGCCAUGCCAUCCAUCUAAAAGUGCACGCAGGGGAGAAACCAUUUACAUGCUCAGAGUGUGGUAAAAGCUUCAUUGGGAUUUCCUACCUGAAGACACAUCAGAGAAUCCACACGGGGGAGAAGCCAUACACGUGCUCUGUGUGUGGUAAGCAUUUCAGGCGGAGCACACAUUUUAAAGAACAUAAAAAGACCCACACAGAGGAGAACCCUGUCACUCUUGGAAACUAGUGGGUUGUGGAAAGAACUGGGGAAGAACAGAUCUCUAUGUUGGGGGAGUCAUUCCAUGGAGAAACCACAUGCAUAGACUAGAGCAUUUUUGACACAUCAGACUGGAAAAACAUGGGAGAAAUUCUAUGAAUGUUCAGAAAUGUGGCAGACACUCCCAUCAGCCUUCCCAUGAUGACAUAAGGAGAAUGAGUAGGUCUGGGAAAGAGCCGGACGACGUCUGAGUGGCAUUCCUGUGGGGCACACACCUAGAUCCGAGCAUGCAGCUUCCGUCACAGGCAAAGAAACCUCCGAACGUUCCGGCCGGUCCUUUCCCUCAGUGUCACUUCAGCCUGAUCUCAGCUGAUCAGGAGCUUGGGCCAGAGAGCGUUGGAGACUCCUGUCCUUGCUGUGAGAUCUGGUGGCAGCUGGUUGGCCACUGUCUGAACAGGAUGAUGGGCCAGAGGGACCUGUGGUCUGAUGACUCUCUGUCUGCUUCAUGUUACUCAAUCAUCUGCAUCAUGUUCCCCACUUACACAAGCGCUUCUGGAGAGAAAUCCCACAAGCAUGCCAAGUCCUGGGGCUGGUGGGGCAUGAUCAGGUUCGGUUUUUAC
Varanus komodoensis (Komodo dragon) is the source of this 3066-nucleotide messenger RNA. RefSeq names its product zinc finger protein 345-like. The transcript is spliced from 6 exons. The record is from RefSeq and is a predicted model, not a curated record. Lineage: Eukaryota; Metazoa; Chordata; Lepidosauria; Squamata; Varanidae. Bases 113 to 2476 code for a protein of 787 amino acids. Gene Ontology annotation, biological process: regulation of transcription by RNA polymerase II. Gene Ontology annotation, molecular function: DNA-binding transcription activator activity, RNA polymerase II-specific; RNA polymerase II cis-regulatory region sequence-specific DNA binding. Gene Ontology annotation, cellular component: nucleus.